AUGGCCAGAGCAAGGAAGGGUGCCCUGAUCCAGUGUGAUCCAUCGAUCAAGGCGCUGAUCAUCCAGAUCGACUCCGAGUACAAUGAUAUAAUCUUGGAAGAACUUGAUGAGACACAUAUACUGGUCGAUCCAAGAAAGGUGGAGUACAUCAAGCAGGAACUGAACCGCUUGUUGUCGAAGAAUAUAUACAAUCCUUUGGAAGAGGAGGAAGAGGAGUGA
Tetrapisispora phaffii CBS 4417 is the source of this 219-nucleotide messenger RNA. RefSeq names its product TFIIH complex subunit TFB5 (gene TFB5). Lineage: Eukaryota; Fungi; Ascomycota; Saccharomycetes; Saccharomycetales; Saccharomycetaceae. The record is from RefSeq and is a predicted model, not a curated record. Gene Ontology annotation, biological process: nucleotide-excision repair; nucleotide-excision repair, preincision complex assembly; transcription by RNA polymerase II. Gene Ontology annotation, cellular component: transcription factor TFIIH core complex; transcription factor TFIIH holo complex. Bases 1 to 219 code for a protein of 72 amino acids. The transcript has a single exon.